Molecule: messenger RNA, 1039 nt
Organism: Periophthalmus magnuspinnatus
Lineage: Eukaryota; Metazoa; Chordata; Actinopteri; Gobiiformes; Gobiidae
Gene: ngdn
Product: neuroguidin, EIF4E binding protein
Exons: 11
Coding region: 26-973 (315 amino acids)
Biological process (GO): maturation of SSU-rRNA from tricistronic rRNA transcript (SSU-rRNA, 5.8S rRNA, LSU-rRNA)
Cellular component (GO): small-subunit processome; nucleolus
Source: RefSeq, a predicted model, not a curated record
UUCCGUAGUUCGCCUCGCUGUCAAAAUGGCCGCCGCUGUUGACAACGAGUUGGUGGAAAGUGAUCUGCCUAAAGCUGUGCAGCUGCUAAACAACCUCACAGAGCAGGUGGUGUCUGUCACAAGUCACGUACGCGAGCUCCUAAAUAAAUUGAAAGAUGGAGCUUUUAAGACUGAAAAGGGUUUGUCAUUUUUGGACCUCCGAUACCACCUUCUCCUGUUUUAUUUGCAAGACCUGACCCACCUCGUGAGCAUCAAAACAGAAGGAGGUCGAAUCAAAGACAGUGAAGCUUUGGAGCGGAUAGUUACAGUCCGAACGGUCCUGGAAAAGAUGAGACCACUGGACCACAAACUGAAAUACCAGAUUGAUAAACUGGUGCGCACAGCUGUAACCGGCAGUGUAGCUGAAAACGAUCCUCUACAACUUCGCCCUAAUCCUGGGAAUCUUCAAAGCAAGCUGAGUGAGUCUGAAUCUGAAGAGGAGGAUACAGAUACAGCUAAAAAACCCAGACAACCCACUGCGAAGAAGUACAUUCCACCAAAGAUCGCUCCGAUGCAUUAUGAUGGAGACGUGACGGAGGUGGACAGGAAGCAGGCGCAGGUGGAGCGGCUGAAGCGAGCGGCUCUGAGGAGCUCUGUGAUCCAGGAGCUGAGGCAGCAGUACAGCGACGCCCCCGAGGAGAUCAGGGACCGCCAGGACUUUCAGAGCGAGAGGGAGAGUCGAGAGGAGGCGCACAGGAAAAACUACGAGGAGUCGAUGAUGGUUCGUCUGCAGACGUCAAAGAGUCAGAAAAACUCCCAAAAGAGGCGCCUGAUGGGGAUGGCAGGACAGCUCGGUGGGAUUACGCACUUUGGAGACAUCUCGGCGCUAACGGGAGGAGAGACGGGUUUGGACGGGGACAGCGCCAGACCCAAGAAGAAAAAGAAAAUCAUGAAGAAGAAAACAAAAAGAAAAGCAUUCAAAAAGCACAGAUGAGCCGUUUUGACCGAAGGAGUACAUUUGAUGGCUGUUGUAAACCAUUGAAAUAAACUUGUUGAUUCA